CAUGGGUGAGGGGAGCCAGAUGGACUUUGGUUUGACAACAGUGAUCGAUUGAUCAACAGGCAUCUCCCGCAAACAUGGAGGGUCCAUCUCGAGUGUACCUGUUCGGAGACCAGACAAGUGACAUCGAAGCCGGCCUCCGCCGUCUACUACAAUCGAAGAAUAGUACCAUUGUCCAGUCUUUCUUCCAGCAAUGUUUCCAUGCGCUGCGUCAAGAAAUUGCGAAGCUCCCGCCAUCUCAGCGCAAACUCUUCCCACGGUUCACGAGCAUCGUCGAUCUGCUUACUAGACAUCGCCAAUCAGAACCGAGCCCCGUCUUGGAAAGCGCGUUGACGUGCAUCUACCAAUUAGGUUGUUUCAUACACUAUUACGGGGACCUUGGCCAUAUCUAUCCCACGUCUACAAACAGCCAGCUUGUUGGUCUAUGUACAGGCCUGCUAAGCUGCACGGCUGUUAGCUGCUCGAGAAAUGUCGGAGAGCUUGUUCCCGCUGCAGUGGAAUCGGUCGUAGUAGCCCUCCGCCUGGGGAUCUGCGUUCUUCGAGUCCGAGAACUCGUCGACUCGGACGAUUCGAAGUCAACAUGCUGGUCCGCGUUGAUUUCGGGAAUAAGCGAAGCGGGGGCUACUAGCCUAAUAGACGAGUACAGCACCAAGAAGGCCACUCCCCCUUCUUCAAAGCCAUAUAUCAGCGCCGUGAGCUCCAACGGCGUUACUAUCAGUGCACCACCCACAGUCCUUGACGAGUUCAUCGAAGUUAGUGCUUCAAAGAACUACAAGCCUGUCAGGGCUCCAAUUCAUGGCCCCUACCAUGCGCCCCAUCUUUAUGACGACAAAGAUAUCGAACGUAUCUUGCAGCCCUUGACCUCGGAGACAUUAUCCGGUUACUCACCCGUUAUCCAUGUCAUUUCCAGUAAUACUGGCAAGCCGGUCAAGGCCCAGUCCAUCAACGAUCUCUUCAAGGUAGCGCUCGAGGAAAUUCUACUUCGACGACUUUGCUGGGACAAGGUCACAGAUGCGUGCUCAACUUUAUCCAAGUCCAGCGCGAAUCAUUCUUGCAAGCUGUUUCCGAUCUCAAGCAGCGCAACCCAAAGUUUGUUCACAGUGCUCAAGAAAGCAGGUGUGAAUGUCAGCUUGGAAUCCGGGGUUGGAGAUGUUUCGACAAGCCCGGACACGCGAAACCUCACUGGCAAAGCGGAAUGCUCCAAGAUCGCCAUUAUCGGAAUGUCAGGAAGGUUUCCUGAGGCCGACGGUGCGGAGAGUUUCUGGGACCUCCUCUACAAAGGACUCGAUGUGCAUCGCAAAGUUCCCGCGGAUCGUUGGGAUGCUGAUGCCCACGUCGACCUGACUGGGUCGAAGAGAAAUACAAGUAAGGUGCCUUAUGGGUGCUGGAUCAACGAACCAGGGCUGUUCGAUCCCCGAUUCUUCAACAUGUCGCCCCGAGAAGCACUGCAGGCGGAUCCCGCUCAACGUCUUGCUUUGCUCACAGCCUACGAGGCCCUCGAAAUGGCUGGCUUUAUCCCGGAUAGUACUCCGUCGACCCAAAGAGACCGUGUGGGUGUCUUCUACGGAAUGACCAGUGACGACUACCGUGAAAUCAACAGCGGCCAGGACAUUGACACGUACUUUAUCCCUGGAGGUAACCGGGCGUUUACGCCAGGUCGCAUAAACUACUACUUCAAAUUCAGCGGUCCCAGUGUGAAUGUUGAUACAGCAUGCUCUUCCAGUCUUGCUGCUAUACACAUUGCCUGCAAUUCUAUUUGGAGAAACGACUGCGAUGCCGCGGUUGCCGGCGGUGUGAAUAUUUUGACGAACCCCGACAACCACGCGGGUCUGGAUCGGGGUCAUUUCUUGUCUACAACUGGAAACUGCAACACAUUUGAUGAUGGCGCCGACGGUUACUGCAGAGCAGAUGGGAUUGGGAGUAUCGUCUUGAAGCGACUUGAAGAUGCUGAGGCGGACAAUGACCCGAUCAUCGGUAUCAUCAACGGCGCAUACACCAACCACUCGGCCGAGGCCGUGUCGAUUACACGUCCUCAUGUCGGCGCCCAAGCCUUCAUUUUCAAUAAAUUGCUCAACGAGGCGAAUAUCGACCCCAAGGAAGUGAGCUACAUCGAAAUGCACGGCACGGGAACACAAGCCGGAGACGCAGUCGAGAUGCAAUCUGUCCUUGACGUCUUUGCUCCCGAUUAUCGCCGCGGCCCUGGACAAUCGCUUCAUCUUGGAUCAGCCAAGGCCAACGUUGGACAUGGAGAAUCUGCUUCGGGAGUGACUGCUCUUGUCAAAGUUCUUCUCAUGAUGAGAGAAAACAUGAUCCCCCCGCAUGUUGGUAUCAAGAACAAGAUAAACCACAAUUUCCCGACGGACCUGGCCAAGCGCAAUGUCCAUAUAGCCUUUCAACCCACCCCAUGGAAUCGGCCGGCUUCCGGAAAGCGCCGAACUUUCGUGAAUAACUUCUCUGCUGCUGGUGGAAACACUGCUCUUCUGUUGGAAGAUGGCCCCCUUCCGGAGCGGCGAGGGCAGGACCCUCGGUCGUUCCAUCUGGUUUCUGUGUCAGCCAGAUCUCAGACUGCACUGAAGAACAACAUCGACUCUCUUGUGAAAUACAUUGACGCACAUGGCAAGUCAUUUGGUGUAAAAGAAGCCGACUUCGUCCCCAGCUUGGCUUAUACCACCACUGCACGCCGAAUCCACCAUCCGUUCCGUGUGACUGCAGUCGGGCCAAACCUGCAAUCCCUACGCGAUUCACUGCACAGUGCUUUGCAACGUGAGGCAUACACCCCGGUGCCAGCGACAGCCCCUGGGAUUGGGUUCGUCUUUACCGGCCAAGGAGCCCAGUACACCGGAAUGGGCAAGGAGUUCUACCGCAACUGUUUCCAAUUCCGAACCAUCAUUGAGCACUUCGAUUGUAUUGCACGAAGCCAGGGUCUUCCUUCCAUCCUCCCUCUCGUCGAUGGAAGUGUACCUGUCGAAGACCUGAGCCCCGUCGUGGUGCAAGUGGGAACAACUUGUGUCCAGAUGGCAUUGGUCAAUUACUGGACUGCUCUGGGCGUAAAGCCGGCCUUUAUUAUCGGACACAGUCUCGGUGAUUAUGCCGCCUUGAACACAGCCGGUGUUCUGUCCACCAGUGAUACCAUCUACCUGUGUGGCCGCCGUGCCCAGCUACUUACCAAGGAGUGCAAGAUUGGAACACAUUCAAUGUUGGCUGUCAAGGCUUCCCUGGCUGAAGUGAAGCACUUCCUCAGAGACGAGCUUCACGAAGUCUCUUGUGUCAACGCGCCCGCCGAAACUGUCGUCAGUGGCCUGGUCACUGACAUCGACGAGCUGGCUCAGAAAUUCUCCACCGAGGGUCUGAAAUCCACCAAGUUGCGGGUUCCUUAUGCUUUCCAUUCCUCGCAGGUUGACCCUAUCUUGGAAACAUUCGAGGAGGUUGCUCGGGGCGUCACUUUCCACAAGCCGACGACACCGUUCGUUUCCGCUCUGCUUGGGGAAGUGGUCACCGAUGCCAACUGGGAUUGUCUUGGCCCCAAGUACCUGCGCGAUCACUGCAGAAAGACGGUCAAUUUCUUAGGUGGCGUGGAGGCUACGAGACACGCAAAGCUGACAAACGACAAAACCCUGUGGGUUGAGAUUGGCUCACAUACCAUCUGCUCUGGGAUGAUCAAGGCAACUCUCGGACCACAAGUUACGACGGUUGCAUCUCUGCGACGUGAAGAGGAUACCUGGAAGGUCCUUUCGAAUAGUCUUUCAAGUCUUCAUCUGGCCGGAAUCGACCUCAACUGGAAGCAAUACCACCAGGAUUUCACUUCUUCGCACCAAGUGCUCCGGCUCCCAGCUUACAAGUGGGAUCUCAAGAACUAUUGGAUCCCCUAUGCCAACAACUUCUGCUUGACCAAGGGUGCUCCAGUGGCGGCAGUAGCAGCAGGACCGCAAUACGAGUUCCUGACCACUGCUGCUCAGAAGGUCAUCGAGACCCGGGAUGAUGGGGCAACAGCCACCGUGGUUAUAGAGAACGACAUUGCCGAUCCCGACUUGAACCGCGUCAUCCAGGGCCACAAGGUCAACGGCGCUGCUCUGUGUCCCUCGUCCCUCUAUGCCGAUAUCGCGCAGACACUUGCAGAGUAUCUCAUCAAGAAGUACAAGCCCGAGUAUGACGGCUUGGGAUUGGAUGUGUGCGAUGUCACCGUCCCGAGGCCAUUGAUUGCCAAAUCUGGACAACAGCUUUUCAGGGUGUCUGCUACUGCGAACUGGGAGGAGAAGAAAACUACCCUUCAGAUAUACUCGGUUACGGCAGAGGGGAAGAAGACGACUGAGCACGCAACCUCUACUGUCAAAUUCUUUGACUGCGCCGCCGCCGAGUUGGAGUGGAAGCGAAACGCUUACCUUAUCAAGAGAAGUAUUGACCGGCUCCACGAUGUCGCGGAAGAUGGAGAUGCCCACCGUCUCGGAAGAGGUAUGGUUUAUAAACUCUUCAGCGCCCUGGUCGACUACGAUGACAACUUCAAAAACAUCCGCGAGGUUAUUCUCGACAGCGAACAGCAUGAAGCCACCGCGCGUGUCAAGUUCCAGGGGUCGCAGGGCAACUUCCACCGCAAUCCCUUCUGGAUUGACAGCAUUGGGCAUUUGUCUGGGUUCAUCAUGAAUGCGAGCGAUGCCACCGACUCGAAAAACCAGGUCUUUGUUAACCACGGUUGGGAUUCUAUGCGCUGCUUGAAGAAAUUCUCCCCAGACGUCACCUAUAGAACCUAUGUAAGAAUGCAGCCCUGGCAAAACUCGAUCUGGGCAGGUGAUGUAUAUCUUUUCGAAGGGGACGAUAUCGUCGCGGUUUACGGUGCCGUCAAGUUCCAAGCAUUGUCGCGCAAGAUUCUUGACACAGUUCUUCCUCCGAGUCGUCCCAGCGCCCCGGCCCCUGUGAAGGCCGCACCCAAGCCGAGUGCGCCAAGCUUGAUUGGGCGUGCACUCAGCAUCCUCGCAUCGGAAGUCGGACUGUCUGAGUCUGAGCUUACGGAUGACUUGGUUUUCGCGGACUAUGGUGUGGAUUCUCUUCUCUCCUUGACCGUCACCGGCAGAUAUCGGGAGGAGCUGGAUAUCGAUCUGGAAUCCUCAGUCUUCAUCGAUCAGCCCACCGUGAAAGACUUCAAGCGACUCCUGGCCCAAAUGAGCCCAGCAGAAGUGAGUGAUGGUUCCACUAGCGAUCCGGAGUCUAGUUCCUCCUUCAACGGUGGCUCCUCAACAGACGAGUCCAGUGCUGGGUCCCCUUGUGUCAGCUCACCACCCAAUGAGAAGGUCACGCAGGCCGAGCAGCACGCUACGAUGAAGGAGAUUCGUGCCAUCUUAGCCGAUGAGAUCGGGAUUUCCGAAGAGGAACUCAAGGACGACGAGAACCUGGCAGAGAUGGGAAUGGACUCCCUACUUUCCCUCACUGUCCUUGGUAGGAUCCGCGAGACAUUGGACAUGGACUUGCCGGGAGAAUUCUUUAUUGAGAAUCAGACUCUUAGUGAGGUCGAGGAAGCACUGGAUCUCAAACCCAAGGCUGCUCCUGCCCCUGCUCCUGCCCCUCCUACUCCCGCCGUCGCUCCUGUGUCUGCGCCAAUCACCCUGUCUGAACCUGUUCCCAACCCGAAAUCUGCCCUCAUGACCCGGGCUAGUCAGCACCCCCGAGCCACUUCCAUCCUCUUGCAAGGUAACCCCAAGAUAGCCACCAAGACCUUGUUCUUGUUCCCUGAUGGCUCUGGCUCUGCCACAUCAUAUGCCGGAAUCCCCGCAGCCUCCCCAGACACGUGCGUGUACGGGCUUAAUUGUCCAUACAUGAAAACACCGGAGAAUCUCAAGUUCGGUCUUGACGAGAUGACCUUCCCGUACCUGGCUGAGGUCCGCCGGAGACAGCCCAAGGGGCCCUACAACUUUGGUGGAUGGUCUGCAGGCGGUAUCUGCGCCUUCGAUGCCGCUCGCUACCUCAUCCUCGAAGAGGGCGAGCAAGUCGACCGAUUGCUUCUUCUCGACUCCCCAUUCCCUAUCGGCCUCGAGAAGCUGCCUCCUCGUCUCUACAAAUUCUUUGACUCGAUCGGCUUCUUCGGCGAAGGCAAAUCUGCGCCCCCAGCCUGGCUACUCCCCCACUUCCUCGCAUUCAUCGACUCUCUCGACGCCUACAAGGCCGUUCCCCUCCCCUUCGAUGACCCAGAAUGGGCCAAGAAAAUGCCCAAAACCUUCCUGAUCUGGGCCAAGGACGGUGUCUGCGGCAAGCCAGGCGACCCAUGGCCCGAGCCGGCCCCCGAUGGCAGUCCCGAUCCGAGAGAAAUGAUCUGGCUGCUCAAGAACCGGGAGGAUCUGGGUCCCAACAAGUGGGAUACGCUCGUCGGACCGAACAACAUCGGGGGUAUCACCGCCAUGGAAGGCGCCAAUCAUUUCACCAUGACUCUCGGAAACAAAGCCAAAGAACUAUCCACGUUCAUCGGCAAUGCCAUGGCUGAUUAG
Messenger RNA from Aspergillus sclerotioniger CBS 115572, 6467 nucleotides. RefSeq names its product polyketide synthase alb1 (gene pksP). Gene Ontology annotation, biological process: fatty acid biosynthetic process. The record is from RefSeq and is a predicted model, not a curated record. Gene Ontology annotation, molecular function: phosphopantetheine binding; fatty acid synthase activity; 3-oxoacyl-[acyl-carrier-protein] synthase activity. Bases 75 to 6467 code for a protein of 2130 amino acids. The transcript has 6 exons. Lineage: Eukaryota; Fungi; Ascomycota; Eurotiomycetes; Eurotiales; Aspergillaceae.